This is a messenger RNA of Bombus pascuorum, 11997 nucleotides long. RefSeq lists its product as uncharacterized. The record is from RefSeq and is a predicted model, not a curated record. The coding region runs from base 609 to 2879 and encodes 756 amino acids. Gene Ontology annotation, molecular function: protein binding. NCBI's taxonomy places the organism in Eukaryota, Metazoa, Arthropoda, Insecta, Hymenoptera, Apidae. The transcript has 4 exons.
UGCACUUUAUUAUAUCGCGUGUCUAUGUGUUUAUACGAACAGAGAUAGGAGCAGAAAUUAUAGCGUAGCGCUUCAAUCACGCCGCGUCAAUAUCAAAGGCGCGCCACAAUUCUUCCAAUUAGUUUCGCAAGUUACUUCGUGCCGCGCGAGUAUCUUCAGAAACGGGAGAUCCCAUUCGCGAGACUAAAUAGCGAUAAUUAAAGUAUAUCCGUUAUAAACUGAAUUGCGUUUAUGGAUGAAAGCGUCUAUCGAAGAAUAAUUGAUAAAAUAAUAAUUUGAUUUCAAAAUAAUAUUGUUCGAAUACGAUGAAAUUAUAAUCUUCUCAAUUUUUUUGAGAAAAUAGCGGAUAGAGUGAUCGUAUGUAUUUUAUGUUCUAUGCGAUCGAUAUCUAUAAUGAAACGAACGCUUGUCGAAUUUGUGUUAUAAUCUUCGUGUUUUAUGUGAGACGGUGAAUAUAUUUUUCUCGGUUUCACACUUCGUUAUGACGUUGCCUCGGUGCAUAAUUACAUCGACGAAAGCUGCAACAUCAUGUCGAUCAAGUAUUUUUUCUGCGGACGUUUUUAAAAACGGUUGAGAGAAACAAGUAAGUCUGCUCUUAAAUCCUCGGGAUGGAGCUAAGAACGGCGAAACUGUUACUUUACUCGACACUGAUGGUCGUGGUGUGUUGGAGCCAGGAAUAUUGGACGGCGCAGUGUUCGUCGUCGUGCAAGUGCAGAUGGAUCUCCGGCAGGAAGACCGCCGAAUGCAUCAAGCAGAAUCUCACGCAGAUACCCAGCAGUUUGUCGCCAGAGAUCCAGAACUUCGAUUUGACCGGGAAUCGUAUCAUGCACCUGAUGCACGACUCGUUCAGUCGGGUGCAUCUAGUCAAUCUUCAGAAGCUGGUGCUGCGAAAAUGCGAGAUCGAGUCGAUCCACACGGACGCGUUCAACGGCCUGAAGAUCGUGAUUGAGAUCGACUUAUCAGGAAAUAACAUUAAAACCUUGUAUCCCGGUACGUUCAGGGAGACGCAACGAUUGAGGGUGCUGUUGUUGAACGAGAACAAGCUGAAGGUGUUGGAAAACGGGUUGUUCCACAAUCUCGCGUAUCUACAGAAGGUGAUGCUGUCUAACAACGAGUUAGAACGAGUGGAGGAGGAAACCUUUCGUGAUCUUCCGGAAUUGCGAUUGUUGACCUUGGAUGGGAAUAAUCUCAGCGUAUUGAGGGUGCAGAGCUUCGAAACGUUACCGAAGCUUGGCAGCCUAGAGCUGCAUAACAAUCCAUGGAAUUGCAAUUGCCGUCUGAAGAAAUUUCGCGAUUGGACGAUAGAACGAAAGCUGUAUACGAAACCCACUACAUGCCAGCAGCCAGCUACCCUUGCAGGGAAGAUGUGGGACGAAGUCAGCAGCGACGAAUUCGCUUGCCGACCUGAAAUCUUCACGAUAGGACCGUCAGUGAAGAUCGAGGUUGGCAAAGGCAACGUCACCUUUUGGUGCAAGGCUUCUGGGAUUCCACGACCGCAGUUGGCCUGGGUACAUCGGUCGAGAAUCUUGAACAAUCAUACGAGACGACACAACGGAGAGAAAAACUACAUCCUGAAAUCGAGCCACGAAUGGCUGAACCUCACGAUACCGGACGUUAUUCCUUCGGACAAGGGUGAUUACGUCUGUCUGGCGAAAAGUCCGGGCGGAAAUACAGAGAAGAACGUGACCCUGAUUAUCGCUGGUGACGCCAUGGGCGGCAAGGACAAUAUAAUUAGUCUGCCUCUUGCGCUCGGUUUGGGCGUGACUGCGUUGCUACUUCUGGUGGUGACCGUGUCCUUUUGCGUGUGUUAUUGUCGUCGUCGACGAACGAGGCACGACGAGAAGAGCUUAGAGGCCGCCUCGAUGGAACACCACGGCCUCGGUGAACAGGAGAAGUCCCUCAUCACGACUAUAAAUCCCGUGGUGAAGCCACCCAGACGAUACGAAGCGCCUUCGGUGACGUCGCACGGCACCGAGAUGACAGAGCUGAACCGUACAUUGCUCGACAACGACUCAGUCUUCGCUGAUGGUAUCGGUGGCGGUGUCGGCAGCGGAGUGAUCGGCGGCGUCGGCGACGACGAGAGGGAAGAACGAGCGACGCCAGAGCUCGAGAGCGGAACCGGCACCAUGUGCCGCGGAGGAGGCGGAAGCUACCGCCAGUAUCCGCCGGAUCUGUUGGCCUUCUCCGGCGGUCGAGGCGCAUCGCCGACGAGCCAGGCGUCCACCGCGCCCGACAACACGCGUCUUCCGAGUCAACAUGUGACACCCACCACAGCCGCCUUUGGCUCACCCUCGAACCAAUAUCCAGCAGCUUUCAAGACUCUGCCGCACAACCGUAGCGUUACACCCUAUGGAAUUACGAGCUCUUCGAUCGCACCCGUAAUGCCACGUCAUGGCUACGUGACGAUACCACGCAGACCAAGAGCACCCAGCUGGAGCAGCGGACCACCCACAUCGCCUACGGACGGAUUGGAGCCGGUUUACGAUAAUUUGGGAUUAAGGACGACCGCUGAUGGUAGUUCGGUCCUAUCGUUGAACAAAAGUCCCGAACCGUUGUCCUCGAUGAGGAAUCGACCUCUGCCUGGAACGCCAGGCUCGCACUAUGGUACGAUACAACGAAGCACACCGAAUAUAUUGACCAGCAGUCCACUCGAUAGAGCCGCUCCGGAAGGUGCAGCCGAAUGGCCAACCAAACUCGCUGACGAAUCGACUGACAGUAGUCAUCUUGUAGGACAAGCCCAACCGCAACAGCAACAACAAUCCGGUAGUAGCAACACGUUAGGAAGAAAAGUACCACCGAGACCACCACCGAAACCUAAGAAGAAGUCAACCAACGGUCCCCUGUACGAGGACGAGGGCGAAGACGGCACAGAGGUAUGAUCGACGUACGUCGGUCGACGAAGAUGAGGCCGCGAGGUCGUGGCCGUGCUGAGGAGGAGAGACGCAUGACCGAAGCCACAUUAAACCGGUAGUGCCUUUCAAGUUGAAACGACCCCCUCGAUACGCGACGGGUCGAUAUUCGGUUGGAGCGCGUAAGUUCCGCCGGCGAACGUGCUGACGAACGAGCGUGCCGGGGGCUUCCACAUCCGGUGAACAUGGUUCGUCGAGUAAACCGCUGACUUUGGCGGAGAAACACCAGCGAAAUUUUUCGGACGAGACGCCUUUGCCGGUUGUUCUUUCUUUGUUCAUCGUGUAUCCUCUCUGUCUCUUUUUAUGUAUUUUAUAAUUUAUUCGGUUCGCGGCGCAUGACAGGGUUUCCGAUCGCAUGGAGGACAAAUAUAUAUUAUGUGAUUCGUGAGAUCGACACACGGAUUCUCUAGAUAGAUCGACGCAACGGUUGAUAACGCGAAUAACGAUAAAAGUGUCGAAGCGAUUGAUGGAAAAUCGACUAUGUCUUUCAAGAUCGUUUUACAAUUUCGGGGAGGAACUUUCGAUGAAACGUUUUUUUUUUUUUUUGGAAGAAACAAUCUCGACGAUACGAUGGAUACAACAAAACGCCACAAACGCUCGUGACUGGUUUUACUAAGUGUAACGAGAAAAUUAGUGGAUAGUGGAUUGUGCCGUUCACGGACGAUCAUAGACAGAAUUCAUGUAAAAUACAACGUAACUGGACAUUAGCAUUAAGGAUAAUGUCUCCAUAAGGAGACGUUCGUCUUAUUUAUUGACGUGCUUGUUGCAUGCCUAACGAAGAUCGCGUUCAAACCGCAGCAUCGUUUUGACGAUGCUGCUUUUAUACAAUCUAUUUGCGAAACGAUCAUGUGAUCGAUAGCUCUUAAUUUUUAUUAUUUCAAUAUAUUUCCUCCUUUUUUUUAUUAUUAUUAUUUAAAUUUUGUACUUCCACCGAUGUGUACUAUGCUUUCGAUCAUUUUUACACGAUAUUUCGACUUUGUUAUUGUACUUUUUUAUCCUUCAAGGAAGUGCAAAACGAUGCUUUGUUUUUCUACUUCUCUUAGAUUUAAGAUUAUGUUUCUUUAUUGUUUUAAUUACAUAUUACAUAUUACGCAUUGGUACUUGACCGCAUCGAACCGGUAUCUGUUUUAGCGAUAUGUAAAUCGGAAUUAAGAGUAACGCACGGGAAACCAUGUGCAUGGUUCUGCACUAUGUAAAAGAAAACGUAUUCAAGUAACGGACAUGUUAGAAUAACUGUUUCUAGUAACGUUGACAGAAACGCAUACGUAAAAUCUUCCGAUUAUAUUCGUUGUUAAUGGUAAAAUAUCACAGAUGUUCCAAUCUGAGUGUUACGAGGUCGUAAAUCGAUAUGAAAAGAUCGGUCCUAUGGAUUUUCUCAAGAGUAGUGGCGCGGUUUACACGAUCGACGUUAUAAGAUACCGUGAUUAAAUUCAUGUUAUUCUCAUCCCUCGAAACUACUCAGAAAUAUUUUAAUAUUUGCGCAAGGCCAUGCUACUUCGUAUCUACGAAGAGAGAUCUCAGUGUACGUGCAUUUUUUCUGGCGAAUCGCCGAAUGUAUGUUGUAAAAAGAAAUCAUCGUACAGCUUGUACAUACAAUGUGUAUUAUACUACUUAAGAAAUAGCUCGUCUAUCCUCUGAUGGUUCGAUCUGACUACGGUUUCGCCGAAUCGUACGUGAAACAAGUGAUUCUGCACGAAAAUUUUUUUGAAAAAGAAUGGAAAUGGCGACACGUGAAAACAAGGCGCGUCUAAUCCUUGAGUUAGGGAUACAACGUAAAUCGAUCUUAGAACUAACGAAAAAAAAAAAAAAAAAAAAACUGUCGUAUACGUAAAACACGAAGAACUGCAUAUGCGAUUCGCAUUUAAUUAACAGAUUUAAUUUAAAAAGGUGUACGAGGAAAAGAAGCUGUACAUUCAAAGCAAUUGAUUGUGAAUUAUUUCUUUCGGCUCCAUAGAACGCGUGACUGAAACUUCCUUUUCAUCGAACUUCGAUAGCUUCGAUUACGUCCUUCGUAUAAGUUCCUCGAGUUUUGAGGAAAUUCACGAUACUUUCCGGCCAUCGAUCUGUCUCGCGUGUCAAACGAAAUGCAACAUGACCGAAAGGCAAACAUUUUUAGCCGAUUCAGUAUUCUAAUGGCCUUACAGAUAUACAGAAAGGAUCAUUCUUGGACUAAACGUUUAUCGCUCGUAAGCUACACGAACUCGUUAUACUUUCUGUACGCUUUAUCCGGAGCUUAACGUUGCAUUCCCGACUUUGGCGAGGAUUUAGGGAUCGAUCGUUCGCGCAACUUGUUGCGAACACACGAAUCCUCAUCCUGUAACGCUAGUUCUAACGGAACAGUCCCUUCAACGACUUCGAAUAUUCCUAACAGGCUUCCCGUUUUCUCAACGAAUCUUCCAAGCACCAGGAAACGCUUCAAGAUAAUUAAACGGUUUCGAGCGACUUUAUUUUUUCAUAAAGCAUUCGCUAAUUCUGAAUUUACAACGAACAAACAUUUGCUUCUGUGGACCUUUCUUCACUGGAUUUUUCCUCUCUGAAAGCGAUAUUUUAAUUAUUUAAAGCAACGUAGCUUGCGCAUUAUAACCUGAGUUUGUUUGUUAAAAGCACAGGAUGUGUCACGUAAUUGGAAAGAUUUGAACGCUCUGUUUGUUUGAAAAUAGUAUAAAUGGAAGAGAAAAAUGUUGAGUGGUACGAAUUAUUUUCAUAUUCUGUCUUUUGCUUGAAACAGGAAGACACAUACUUUUGUUUAAUCAAGCCAAUCCCUCGAGUAUUGUAUUAAAAUAAUUUUUCCAGAAUGUUCCAAUUACAAAAUUACAAACUAUUCGUAAUUAUUAUUUUAUACGAUAAUUUUUAUAAAGUUAAAUAACGUUAAAUAAAUAUAAAUACGAUAAAAAGAACCGAGCUUGAUUAAGAACAUUUUUAAAUAUAUUAACAUUCUUUGCUAUGUGCUAAAUAUCCAAAAGACACCACUUGCAACAAAAAAAGUGAUAUCGUAUCUAAAAGAUCAGACGUUACAUUCUAUUAUAAUUACUAAAAAAGCGAAAUAAUAAAUUUUCUAGAUAAAUUUUGUCAACUCUUUUUCUAUCACUUUAUCUAUUUUCAGUCAAAUAGAAGGUAUGAUUCUUUAUAUGCAUAUUUGAAGAAAGAAGUCUUAUUCUUCUUUACAACUACUUGGGUAAUAAUAAUGACGUGUCAAUUUAUGAAACAAAGGGUUUCGUGAUAGCGAUGAAAUAUCUUCCCCGAGCAUCAUAACGCACCUAACAGUAUUACGAAACGAAUCUAAGGACGAUGAUGCGAUGCCGAUGGGACGGCGCGGAGAAAAUCGCGGCGCGAUCGUGUAACUUCGUUUCCUCAGCUACGUUUUAACAAAUAUACAAUCUAUUAACAUAAUAUUCUUAAAAGGAGAGCAAGAAGAGAAGUUAAUAUAAAAUAGGUGCCAAUGUACAGUUAUCUCUUACUAGUUGUUCUGGAAGUAAGAAUUUACUACGAAUAGUCUUUGAAAACCUUUCUAAGGAGAAAAUUUAAUGGAGAAGAAAUUUGUGUGUUUUACUCGUACUUGUUAGAUAAUAGAUGUUAAACUUUGUGAAUAGAGGAUUGCGAUGCUGUAAUUCACGUUGUAGGGAUUAAUUGAAGGAGGAGUUGUAAUAGAAAAUAAGAAUCAUUUUCUCCUUUCAUUUUUUAAAGCAAUUACACUCUUCAAUUAUUUCUUUCUUUAUUUUCGUUCCGAUAAACUUCACUUUCUACGAACGCAACUAUCUGUAAACGUUAAAUCUAAUUUCACACUAUCUUCCAAAAUUAUUUAUGUAUAUAAAUGUUUCCUAUUUCAACUUCAAAUUAAAAGUCCCUAAGAUGGUAAUCAGUCUUAUGACUCAACUUACAACAUUGGAGAUUUGUCGCGUAAAAUCUCUAACACUUGAAAAUCGAACGAAUAAGGAAACCAGGAAUGUGUACGAAAAUUUCCGAUGAAUGAUCUCGAACGCUCCUUCGCACAAAGAUCACCACAAUCGACCGGAAGCGAGAUUACACGAACGAAUCGUUGCGAAUUAUUUUAAGCGGCCUAGCAGAGUCGCGGCUUGUCCGAUCCAAUUGUUGUGCCACGCCCUGUAAAUACACACGGACCUUAAUUGCACGCUAAUUCACGACGUUGUUUAUAUGUAAAUGUAGGCACGUACGAAGCAAGCGUGGCACGACCGGUUGGUACGGCGCCACGAGUAUAUUUUUGUAAUUUUGUAUUUUGACGAAUUCUCCGACUACGAUUCGUACCCACGACAAUCGCGCGGGGAAGAUACGCUUCGUCUGUAUUCCACGUUCUUAGUCUCAAGGAAUUAACCGGAUCCAGAAAGCGAUUCGCGCAGCUGUAAAAUAUGUCGAGACGGUCGUUAGAUUCCUAGGAUUUGCCUCGUCUGCGAUCAUCUCCUCGUUUAAUUCCUCGUCGUGUGUAUGCACAGGUUCUCUACACCGAUUUCUUGAUUCGCAUUGGCGCUUACAUAUGUAAUGUCGAGGUGUAUUUGUCGAGAUUACGAUUCGAUUUGAAUUCCAGUAUAUAAGGGGCGGUUGGUUAAAUAUAACGUCGCGUGGAUGUUUUUUGAAGGUUGAUUCUUCAUCCUUGAUUUUUCAAGAGCAAAAGAUGCUUAGUUUUAUUUGAGAUUUAAGAAGAUACAAAUGAGAAAUAAUUUAUUUUCAUUUCUUGAAAAUAUUCAGUAUACUUUACUGUUUGUCCCAUAAUAAUGAUCAUGCCGUCGAAGAACUAAUUUUGCAACUUGAAACUUGUACAGACUCACAGAGACAUUCGUACCACGUGUCGCAUUAAUUGUUUCGAAACACGUUUGCAACAAUUGUCAUCGAAAAUUUACCGAUUCGAAAAAAAUUCCUUUAGCCCCCAAAGAGAGCAAGUAGAAGGAACGCUGUUCGUCGAUGAGAUUUGUUUCGCAUUGAACGCAUUCGCGUGAACGCAACCCUUCUCGAUUCCCCGCCAUAGUUUCCUCCACAUAAUGAAUAGCGGUACGAUCGUACACGCGAAAAUAGAACGUAUACGAUCCCCGCAAUUAUAACGUAGGGGGUCAACCCCGUCUGCUCUAUGUGCUAUUAGCUGUGACGUGUUUACCAGGGAUGCGCAUGACGAGCCAACACCAGUCAGCGUGUAAUUAUUAUGGCAAGGAUACUUCGUGCGCGCAGUUAGGCUGUUCGACGCUUUAAUGACACUCCCUCUUUGAUCCUCGAACGUUGCAAUAACAUGGUUUAUGCGUCUUUCUAUUCUACUCUACCGACUGAAAGCACGACUUAGAGGCGAUAUCAUUCGUUCUCUAUCGUCCUUCAUGAACAGACCAUUUUUCCAAUCGAUAGACGCGUACAGAUACUCCGAUCCUUCGUCAACGUCUAUCUUCUAAUGACUCUGCGUAUCUACCUGUCAGGUAUAUAUCCGCUUGAAGUCAUUACGCCGUGGCGGAAAUUAAAGUCGAGGGGGAGACAGAAAGAGAACAUGAAGCGGGUUGAAGCGGUGGAGAAAGACGGUGCCUAAAGUCCGUGUAAUUGCAAAUGUCGAUGCGUUCUUGUGAGGACACGUCUCGGUUGGUAUUUUUAAUGAGGCACACGCGAGAUUUUCUCGUUUCGAGGCUAGAAACGAUCCGAGGGCGUUGGAAACAGGUGAAAAGACUGCUCGCGACGUCGACGAGGACAUUAAUAGAGCGACGUUGAAAGGACGACGUCCCGGCACUUGUUACCGGUUUUCUGGUUGAAUUGUGGAAUUAUCGAGCGUCGAUGGGAACGCGUAACGAGCCCUGUUUCUCGUCCGCCGCUAUCGACGAACCACAGCCCGAGCGAACGCGGCUUGGCCACGUUUUAAUUGCCAGAUAAAGUUUGCCCGAGGUGGAAGUAUUAAAAAUUCGAUUCGGUCAAUUGUUUGCGACGUCGAUUUAGCUCGACGAUUACGGGAGAAAAGGGGUAACGAGAACACGCAGUGUUUAAUGUAAAAUUAUAAUUCGGCCUUGAACGAAUUAUUUUGCGUAGUUUGCUAAUGAACUUGCAUGGGCACAAUAGUAGAAUCAUUUUUUGAUAGAUAUUGAAAUGAUUGCAUAAUUUCCUGUAAUUUAUAGACACGUUUUACGACUUAAUUAUUCAUGGAUUACAACUUAAUAUUCGAAAGGAUGAAAAUGUUUCAUAAUACAAGGUUUGGCUUUUUACUUCGUGGUAUAGAUGUUGCCCAAAAAUGUUGAUACAUUGUAAAAACGUCAGAACUGGUGUUAGAAUAAUUUUUUCUUAAAAAAAGAAAAUGAAAUCGCGUAAAUCGACCAGUUGCAUUCUGCGUCUUAUGCUGCCAGAGAUGUACUUAAAAAUCGCGUGGUUUUUUCGUCCAUCUAAUUUUCAAAGCGCCACAGUAAUAUGGUAAUUAUAGCCUUCAUCGAGGAUAUAUCGAAAAUUGUAUAUAAUAUUCUUAGUUUCGUCACCGAGAUAUUGGCGCCGAGUUUUUGAUUUACAUCCCUAGAGGUGCAGGCGAAAGUACCGUCCAAUACACCGAUCCGACUAUAACAAUCUGAAGGUUAGACGCGUGUAAUUAAUUUUAUUUCACUGAUAGAUGCGGAUGUUUCAAAAUGUAGUAUUUCGAGAGAAUUUCACCGAUCGUUUUUAUGAUAAAUUUUUUAUAUAAUAUAUAUUAAUAUUAUUUUUAUUAGGGAAAGAUUUAUAAAUUUAUCUGCCACGCAUAAUCGACGAAAACAAUUUCUUUGGAACAAAUAAAAUUAUAGGACUAAAUAUAAUAGUACUCUUUUUGGAAAUUGAUAAAUUCCUGACGUUCAAUUAUAGCCAUUUAAAUGAUAAAUUCGGUAAUAUAAAUACAUUUAGUACUUUUAGAAUGGAAGCUAAGUGUCUCGCAAAUGUUUAUUCUAUAAUAACGUAUUCAUUCGAGAAGCAUCCACGAGAGAAGCGAAUAAUGUUGAAUACAUUCCAAAAGGGACGAUAAUAAUCUUCUUAGUUAUUCUAUUUCCAUUUUUAAAUGCAUUUUCCAGCCGCAUUUUCACUGGUUCUUUCAAGUGUAGUUCAUAUUCCGAGAGAGUUUAUAACAGCUAACUAAUUCUCGGAAAUGAAAGAUAAAACGCUAAUUUAAUUGAGUACAUGGCUGAUGGUAUGAAAAUCGCUAGCAACGAUACAAGUCUGACAAAAAAAUUAAAUUUUUCUUAACGUCAAAAGUCAUCUAAAAAUCGAAAUUAUAAAUUUCUGAACGAGUGAUAAACUCUUAAACUUAAUUUCCGAGCAUUAAACGUAUGCUGCUAACGAUAUUCUUGCUUGAUAGUUUGAAUCGUGUAAAUUUAAGUGUAUCAUAUGCGUAUCAUAUUUGUUUAAAUGCCGUUCCUUUGCAUGUACUGAGAAUCGCAUAAAAUUUUGUAUAAUGUUCGCAUCUAUUUAUUCAUCGAACUGUUUCAACCAUUCUUCAAAGACUGAAACUUUUGUAAUUGAAAAACUAUGUGAUUCCGUUUUGUGUAACUUUCUCGAUCCAAAGGAAUUGCAUUCACGACAAAAACAUAAAAUGGUUGAAUAUAACUCCCAAGGUGAUCUACGCGACGUUCGCGCAAGAACAAUUUUCUUGGGUUAAUUAAACAUUGAACGGUCAUGCUUUGAAAGCUAUUCGAACAAAUGCGUAAAUACACGCUUCUAUGGGAAGACUUCAUCGCGACUCGUUACAUGAUGCGAUAAAGGUUUGAAGUAAACCAGCGUUGUCCAGACUAAAUUACAAACUUUAGAAUGUUUACCUUAAAUGGUUAAAGUCUCCUUUGUCACACUGUAGAAACAUUGGUUGAUGCCACGUUAUGUAUAAAAAAAAUAUAUAUUGGUGAAUCCUCUGUUUCUGGUGAAGAUACGAAGGAGCUUAAAAAAAAGACAGAUAUAUAUAUAUAUAUAUAUAUAUAUAUAUAUAUAUAUAUAUAUAUAUAUAUAGAAAGCUUUUUUAUUUACGGAUGAUGCUGGUAUAAGUCUCAGAUCAAUUAGUUACUCAAGGCUACUUCUCUGAAUUAUGGAACAUGUUUGUGACAAAGAGUUUGAACCUUGUGUCUUUAAAGUUGGCACAAAGUGAUAAAACAUAAAGUAGCCUUGAGCAUUCAACUGAUCUGUAGCAAAUACUAUUUCAAAUAGUUCUAAAUGAAAAAAAGAUUAUGCUUUCUCGAUUGAUCGCUCGAAUCGUGUCCUAAUCAUCGUUGAAACUGCCUAACUCAUUCCAUCGCCACUUGUUUAAAGAAUAUACAUAUUAAAAUAGGACUUUCCACAUGUAUACUGUAACGUGUAACGAUAGUACCGUGCAGAACGCGAAGCAUGUUCCUGACGAAGUGUUGUUGGGGCGCCGUUUUCUGUGGAUCAGCCGCGUCCAGGUUUCUCGUACUUGAUGAGCGUGUACGCGGACUUUUAUGGGGCCGAGUUAUGAAUAAAUGACGUUUCAUUAACAUAUUUUCGUAUCUCGUACAGCUUUAAGUUGUACAGGAUAAGAACGCUUUAAAGUGUUUUUAUCAUAAAUAGGGAUUAUUAUAAAUGUAAAGGAACUAUGUUUGCGUGUCACGAUAUAGGUGUAAGAAACUCUCUAGGGAAAACGUAGCGAUCAAGAAUUUUUCUUUUACUUUAGAUUCUAGAUGACAUAGGAAUGUUAAGGAUGGAUAAUCGAGAUAAAAAUCUUUGCGAACGUUGAUCAUGUCUUCUUUUUUCUAUUUUAUUACAUAUUCUUUUUUUAUUAAUUUUCGCGUUAUUAUUAUUAUUGCUAUUAUUAUUGAUAAUAUUUACCGUCGUUAAUAUUUAACAUUUCUAUCGAUCUAUUGGAUUUAUAUCGUUAUGUUGCGUUGUUAUUAUCAUUGUGAUCAUUAUUAUUUGUAGGAAGUUUUGCCAGAGAAAUUGUACUACUUGCCUUGUAACGGAAUUUAGUUUUAUUCUGUCAACAUUUUGGCUGAUUAUAAUUUAUACGCUAUUGUCAAUGUACUAUGUAUAUCACUGUAAAUACUAUACAUAUUUUAUAAAUGAAAUAUUUAGCGUGACUGUAAUAUUAAGAGAAUGUACUGAAAGCACCACUCUGUACACUCCACGAUGGUUAAAUUUUAAUAAAUAUUUCCCAAUCCCA